This is a messenger RNA of Ficedula albicollis (Collared flycatcher), 1755 nucleotides long. RefSeq names its product KH domain containing, RNA binding, signal transduction associated 2 (gene KHDRBS2). Gene Ontology annotation, biological process: regulation of alternative mRNA splicing, via spliceosome. The transcript is spliced from 10 exons. Lineage: Eukaryota; Metazoa; Chordata; Aves; Passeriformes; Muscicapidae. The coding region runs from base 29 to 1042 and encodes 337 amino acids. The record is from RefSeq and is a predicted model, not a curated record. Gene Ontology annotation, cellular component: nucleus. Gene Ontology annotation, molecular function: mRNA binding; poly(A) binding.
UGAACACUUUCAAGAUGGCUCAUCUCACAUGACUGUUCCACUGUCAAGCAAAAUCCUAAUGCCAUAUUCUUCAUAUAAAUUCACAGAAAUGGAAAAAUUUCAGGGUUCAGAAGGCAAGAAGGAAGAUGAAGAAAAGAAAUAUCUUGAUGUUAUCAGCAACAAAAACAUAAAGCUGUCAGAGAGAGUUCUGAUCCCUGUCAAACAAUAUCCAAAGUUCAAUUUUGUUGGGAAAUUGCUUGGGCCAAGAGGAAACUCUUUAAAGAGGUUGCAAGAAGAAACAGGCGCAAAAAUGUCCAUCCUGGGAAAAGGAUCCAUGAGGGAUAAAGCUAAGGAGGAAGAACUAAGGAAAAGCGGAGAAGCCAAAUACGCGCACUUGAGUGAUGAGCUCCAUGUAUUAAUUGAAGUGUUUGCUCCACCUGGGGAGGCGUAUUCUCGUAUGAGUCAUGCCUUGGAAGAAAUAAAAAAAUUCCUGGUUCCUGAUUAUAAUGAUGAAAUUCGCCAGGAGCAGCUGAGAGAACUCUCGUAUUUGAACGGUUCUGAGGAUACAUCACGUGGACGGGGCAUUCGAGGAAGAGGGAUCCGUGUGCCACCUGCAGCCCCUUCAAGGGGCCGUGGCGGCGCCGUCCCCCCCCCCCCCCCCCCCCCCCCCCCCCCCCCCCCCCGAGGAGCGCCGGUGACGCGCGGAGCGCUGCCCGUCCCGCCGGUGGCCAGGGGCGGCCCCACGCCGCGAGCCCGCGGGGCGCCGUCCGUGCCGGGCUACAGAGCGCCCCCGCCGCCCGCACACGAGCCCUACGAGGACUACGGAUAUGAUGAUGGAUAUGGGGGUGAAUAUGAUGAUCCAAGCUAUGAGGCAUAUGAUAAUAGUUAUGCCACCCAAACACAAAGUGUGCCUGAAUAUUAUGACUAUGGUCACGGAACAAGUGAAGAGGCUUAUGACAGCUACGCACAAGAAGAAUGGGCCACGACCCGUUCCAGCCUAAAGGCACCGCCUCCAAGGUCAGCCAGAGGGGGUUACAGGGAACACCCCUAUGGUAGAUAUUGAAGGUCCUCCUCAUCUGUCACCUCUUCUCAAAGACAAUUAAUAGCCUGUGGUCUCCACAUAAACAGCAACAAGACAAGUAAUAGUCCAUUUCUUUUCUAUCCUAGGGAUUACUGAUCAUUAUUAUCCUAUGUACUACUUGUAUUUCCUAUAACACUGGCGUGACAUUGGCAUUAGUAUUAUUUUAUAAGACGGACUUAAAAAGACAGAGACAAAAACCUUUGGCAAGCAUUGUCUAUAAACUAUACAAAGAUGAUGUUCUGUUGGUUGUAUUCAUUGCUGUGUGUAACUAAAAAGCAUGACACUGUUACAGCUCUUGAGUCUAACAUACUAGUUAAGCCUGAGUUUCUGUUUAGGGUUGCUGAAAGACUGUAAUAUGUUUGAGUUUUUUGGGGGGGUUUUUUGUUUGUUUUUUUUUUCUUGAGCCAGACAAUAAUCAAGCUGUAGAUAAGAUGUCUUAACCUGUCUUUUUUAAUAUAUGUUAGUUUAGAUUAAGAUGCUCGAUAUUAAGUUUGUAAAUUUAAUUUUAAAUGAUGUUUUAAUGGGGUUGAAAACAAGCAGCUACUGUAUGUAUGUAGCUAACUGAAGUUGUUCAGUGUUUUAACCUGUAUUUGUUAAAAAAAAUCACUUAAAGUUCCAUGUGUAAGCUUCUCUAAAUAGGAAACCAUAAUUUUGUCAAAUAUGUUUGCCAUAAUUUGUCAAUAAAGCUGAAACCU